CUGCCACUCGGCUGCUCCUCAGCGAGGUCUGGCGGAGUGCCUGGCAAAAGAAUGGGGAGACGAUGCCAGCGCUCCGGUAUACAGCGUGCUCACUGAGAAACUUAACCCUCCGCUGGAAAUGUACCCAGGAAGGAUCUUGAAGAGACACACACAGCUCUGCCUAACAACAAUUUGCUAAGAGAUCGCUUUAUUCAAACUCAGCUUGGCAAAGCCAGGAUAUGAACAAUUAUACAGGUGGGCUACUCUGGGGGAGUGAAGACACAAGGCAUCCAAUCAGGGAUUGGCAACCUGCAGAACUGUUAAAAUGCCCCUCCAACAGAUUUCUGUAGUCCCAGCGCGGGAGACUGCCAGCAAUGGGAGAAGUUCAAUGGGCAGAAACAAAGAGAAGAGCAAGGAAGUCGAGAAUGACAAAUCCCCAGGGCGCUCUACAAGUCGAUCAAGUAACAUUUCAAAGGCAAGCAGUCCUACAACAGGAACAGCUCCUAGGAGUCAGUCACGGUUGUCUGUAUGCCCUUCUACUCAGGACAUCUGUAGGAUCUGUCACUGUGAGGGAGAUGAUGAAAGCCCCCUCAUCACACCAUGUCGCUGUACAGGGACCCUACGCUUUGUUCAUCAGGCCUGCCUGCACCAGUGGAUUAAAAGCUCAGAUACACGCUGUUGUGAACUCUGCAAGUAUGACUUUAUAAUGGAGACCAAGCUCAAACCUCUCCGGAAGUGGGAGAAACUACAGAUGACAACAAGUGAAAGGAGGAAGAUAGUCUGUUCAGUUACAUUCCAUAUUAUUGCUAUUACCUGCGUUGUUUGGUCAUUAUAUGUUUUAAUAGAUCGGACUGCUGAGGAAAUUAAGCAAGGCAAUGACAAUGGUGUCCUUGAAUGGCCAUUUUGGACAAAACUGGUUGUGGUAGCAAUUGGGUUCACUGGAGGCCUAGUCUUCAUGUACGUGCAGUGUAAAGUCUACAUUCAGUUGUGGCGCAGAUUGAAGGCUUACAAUCGAGUGAUCUUUGUUCAAAACUGCCCGGACACUGCUAAAAAACUGGAGAAGAACUCUUCAUGGAUUCAGAACUCUGAAACCAAGGAUGCUGUGGUAGUACCAGUAUCACAGACAGGUACAAACUCACAGCAAUCAGCUGAAGAAAUGACCUCUGAGGUCAUGCCAGUUUGACAGAAGUGGCAUUAUUUCUUCAUUGAAGGUGUGCGUGUUUUUUUACACCACAGCCAUUACAGAAAGUAGAAACAAUCAUGCAUUUUAAAUAAAAGAACAAAACACCCUGACCAGGGAAAUGGAUACAGUGAAGUAACAUGCAUUACUUAUGGAAUGUGACCGUUCGUGAAAUAGAAUUCUCAGUCAGCCAGGUGUAGUGGAAGUGUAGAAAGCACAACAAAUAACAAUUCUAACAGACAGUGUCAAACAGACAUGACAAAAUGACCUUUUGAAACUGGAUGACCAGAAGGAAUUGGAAACAGACCUGCUAUAACUGUUCUGUUACAGAAAACAUCAACAACUUUCCAUUUAUUUGUUACCACUAGACAUCCUAUUCGCUAAUCAUCAUCUUAAAAAUACACUUCAUGGUGACAAUACUAAAAAGUCAUUCGCAUUCAACUUAUAUCAACAAAGUAAACAGUCCUGCACCAUGUCACUCACUUUCUAAAUCUCAAAGUAAUCGUUAAAUAGUUGAAUGGCUACAUUGGAGCCUGAAUGUUUUGGCAGCCAUGUGAGCUGAGGAUAUGUGAAGCACACAUUCAAUGCUUUUGGAUAGAUGUUUACUUGUUGAAAUUGCUUAUUUUGCAAAAAAAACAAAAACAAAAAAAAAAGUCUUCAAGUCCUCUAAUUGCCUCAAACAAUUCCUUGGUCCCAUAAAAUACAAGUAUUAUUUAGCCACAAGGCUAAAAUUAUUAGCUCUACAUCUGGAACAACACUUUCAGUGCUGCUUAUCUUAAACUAAAAUAAAUGACACUUGUUAAGUGGCGAAUUAAUGUGAACUCUGCCAAUAUAUGUAGAAAGGAUAUAUAGAAAGUUUUUCUCCAAAAUGGAAAAAGACAAAAGUAUAAUUGGAGGCAUUACAGGUUGAAGCAUGCAGUACAUUACAAAAGAAUAUGAAAUGAAUUUAUACCCUCACACCCCUAGGAAUGACAGUUAAAGAUGGAGCGGGGGCAGAAUUUUUUAAGAGUUCAUGCUUCAGCAAUUAAGGUAAUCACAAAAGAACAUACCUGGACCUAUUAAAAGAUGCCAGUAUCGCCCUGUUCUGACUUGACUGGAUAGUUCUCCUCUGUUCAGGAUUGAGCGAUUAGGGAUUCAACAGUUCAGUUGUUAAUUUUGUGUUUUGAGCAUUUUCAUGUAAAACUGAAGUGUGAAUAAUAUUAAAGAGUGCAAUAGAUAAAUGAAUGUAGAUAAAAUGAUAUCCAAAGGUGAGUUACAUAAAGAAUUUUGUGAUUCA
Messenger RNA from Chelonoidis abingdonii (Abingdon island giant tortoise), 2435 nucleotides. Lineage: Eukaryota; Metazoa; Chordata; Testudines; Testudinidae. The record is from RefSeq and is a predicted model, not a curated record.